This is a messenger RNA of Alternaria postmessia, 1041 nucleotides long. RefSeq lists its product as uncharacterized. NCBI's taxonomy places the organism in Eukaryota, Fungi, Ascomycota, Dothideomycetes, Pleosporales, Pleosporaceae. Bases 1 to 1041 code for a protein of 346 amino acids. Gene Ontology annotation, molecular function: hydrolase activity. The record is from RefSeq and is a predicted model, not a curated record. The transcript has a single exon.
AUGUCCGAGUCUUCGGCCUACCCGUACCCGUACUCGCAGGCCGCCGAGCUAGACCCGCGCAUUACAAUCCCCAGGCCGCCUAUCGACCCUAAGCUAGCACCCAUCAUCGACUCAGUCAUCCUACCAGAAGAGUUGGAAAUCUCUUUCCUCCGUGGUCUAGAUGUUGGGGGAAGUCCAGAGCCAAUCCUGAACGCCAAUCCGCACCUGACGCAUACUCACCAUGUCAUCACUAGCCCUAGUGGUCACAGCAUUGCCUUAUCCAUUUUCGCACCACUGGCUUCGUCUAGCGCGCUACCAGCCUUGUUUUACAUCCAUGGAGGCGGUAUGAUCUCAGGCGAUCGCUUCAGCGCCGUCGCACAACUAAUAGAUGUCGUCCAAGACAUACCGUGCAUCGUCGUCUCAGUCGAAUACCGGCUUGCGCCCGAGACGCCCGCACCAGGAGGAGCUGAAGACUGCUAUGAAGCACUCGUCUGGCUCUCCACAAACGCCAUGAGCCUAGGCAUCGAUCCUGCAGCUAUAGUCGUCUGCGGGUCCUCUGGGGGUGCCCCUCUCGCUGCCUCCGCCUGCCUCUUAGCCCGCGAUAGGAAAGUUCCUAUUGUGCCUAUCAAGGCGCAGAUGUUACUCUCGCCUAUGCUAGAUGAUCGAUGCAACAGCGUCUCGGACGCACAAUUCGAAUACGGCGUGCCAUGGAACGGCAUCACAAACCGCGCGGCCUGGAACCACGCCCUUGCAGGUCAGCGCGGCACCAGUACAGUCACCAUGUACCAAGCGCCCUCCCGAGCUACAGAUCUGACCAACUUACCUCAGGCUUACAUCGACGCGGCUGAAUGCGAGGUCUUCCGUGAUCCGGCUGUCGCAUAUGCGUUGAAUAUGUGGCGGUGCGGAAGCUCAUGCGAGUUACAUGUUUGGCCAGGUGGAACGCAUUUGUUCGAUGCUGUUGAUAACCCUGGGGUGCCUGUUGUUGGAGCUGCAAUUGCGGCGAAAAAGGGUUGGUUGAGCAGGAUGCUGGUUAUUCUUAGGACUGAUGGGGGCACGGCAUGA